UGGGAUAAAUCAAAACGUGGCCUACGUUAACCAGAUAGCGUAGGCUACAGAACACUAAUAUACAGCGUAGGGUGUAGUGAUUUGUCUAUGAAUGUUAAAAAUAAAUCAAAAUAAACAGAUUAUCUGUUAAUUUUACGAAUCAAAUUUGAAAUAAUUAUGGCUGUUUGCGUUGCUAUUAUUGGGAAAGAUAAUUCUCCAAAAUUCAUUUAUUGUUCAAACCCAGACGAAGAAUUGAAUUUUCAAUACAAAGUUCUCUCUUCUCUUGAUAUUAUUGAAGAGAAAAUAAAUGGGGUGAAUAAGCCGGUGGACAAUAGAGAACUAUUUCUUGGAAUGUUAUAUGCAAUUGAAACACAUAAAAUAUAUGGGUAUGUUACAAAUACAAAAAUAAAAUUCAUUAUAGUAGUUGAUUUUUCAAAUAUGGCUCUACGAGAUAAUGAAAUAAGAUCGAUGUUCAGGAAGAUACAUUCAGAAUAUACCGAUAUAGUUUGUAAUCCCUUUUAUACACCUGGGAAGCCAAUCACGUUUAAAUCAUUUGCAUUAAGCAUAAAAAAUAUUAUGACUGGAACAGUUUGAGGUGUGGAAGAAUAUAUUUAUUUGAAAAUAGAUUAAUUAACUAAUUUCUUCCAUAGCAGGAACCCAUUCAAGACGAUUAAAUUGUCUUAGAAAAUAUACAUAUUAUAUUUUACUUAAGCUUAAUUAUUGUUUCAAUAAUAAAUACAUAAGGUUUUAUGGAA
This is a messenger RNA of Harmonia axyridis, 734 nucleotides long. Its product is annotated as trafficking protein particle complex subunit 2-like protein. Lineage: Eukaryota; Metazoa; Arthropoda; Insecta; Coleoptera; Coccinellidae. The record is from RefSeq and is a predicted model, not a curated record. The transcript is spliced from 5 exons. Gene Ontology annotation, cellular component: TRAPP complex; nucleus; cytoplasm. Gene Ontology annotation, biological process: endoplasmic reticulum to Golgi vesicle-mediated transport. Bases 157 to 573 code for a protein of 138 amino acids.